AAAGAAAUAACUGUAAAGCCAUCUCAAUUUCUCCUACAUCCGAGUCCACCCCAUUCCACAAGCUGUAAACACAUUACGAAACGCGACCCAUUGUUCCUGCGAUGCGCGCGUCCGUCCUCCUCGUGCUAUGCGCUACCUCCGUAUCCAUCGCGCUCGUCAACAAUUAUAUUCCGUAUUUCACAGACAAUUCCAGGAGCGAAUAUUAUGGUAAAGUUAAAAACAUUUUGUAUACUGAUGACGUCACUCAAGAUGACCCGAAAAUGAGAGUUAUUGAUGGAAUGUUAUAUGAUUAUGUUGAUAUCGCUUCCACACCACCAAUAUUCAAGGAUUGUGUGCCGUUUGUUUCGCAAUAUUCUGACUGCUCUAUCGAAAACAUAUGCGUCGGCUGCACAGUCUGCCACUGCGAUUUGCUCGGCAGGUGGAACUGCAGCCAGCUGCAGAAGUGUAGACCUGAUCCCCAACUAGUGGUGGACCAUCAAACCCUGGUUAUAGCUAUGGAGAAUUUGUUGGAAGAAGAGAAGGCAUUAGUAAGAAGAAGAAAAAGGUCUCCUGACUUCGAGGAAACUUUGAAAAAUUACGAAGAUAUUUCAAAAUGGAUGUAUGGGAUAAGUCCGUUUGAUUUUGAAGAUAUUAACAAUGAGACAGAACACUUUGAAAUUGAUAAAACAACAAAGCGUACAAAUACAAUUGAUUCUGAGAUAUUUAACUUUGAACAAUUUUUAAUAGACGUUGGUUAUGAUUUUCACAUUGAUGAAGAAGAAAAUGACACUGUAGAUGAAAAAAUAAAUAAAACAACUAUGCAUACGCAUAAUUUAACUGAUUAUAAAGAUUUUCUCAACAUGCUUGAAAAUGUAACCAAAACUACAGAUGCCAUUACAUCAAUACUUGAUAAUGCUUCUUGUGUCGUUGAACCUAAUGAAAGUUCUUACAAAGCUGAUUUACCAAUAAAUGCCUAUGAGUUAUUAUCUGAUUAUUUGAAGAAGCAAAAUGAACUAUUAACUCACAUUAUAAUGCCUCAUAAUAUAACAAAAAGAGAUGUAUUACAUACGCAUAUUGAAAGAAAUAAUACAAAUAAUAUUACAAUCUUCAUCAAAAAUAUAACUGAGAAUAGUUUUUAUCCUCUGGAAAAUAUAAUUAAAGAAAAACAAGAAGAGUUAAGUGAACUUAUUAAUAUACGAGACAAUCUGUUGGAUUCAAUCAAUGCAUACGUUGGUUUUGAAGUGUCGAAUAUAACCAAUAGUAGCAAAAUUCAAAACACUGAUCUUCGCUUUAUCAUCUUUAAAAUAGAUAAAACAGAUGAUGAAAAUUUAAGUAACAUUCUUAGAAUUGAUAACCGCAGUCUAUUAGAAAAGUAUCAAAUAAAACUAAAAAAAGACAUUGGAGAAGUUAUAAGGGACAUUGCUGUAAUACAAAGGUUGCCAAAAUCAUCGAAUAUUGCCCAUGAAUUAAAAUACCUCAUUAGGGCAUUGAGACACUAUGUUAAAAAUCUGCCUGGAAAUAAUAACGUAAAAAGUAACAAAAAUAUUACAGACAAUAACUUUAGACGACGUUUUAAUAGCGAUAAACCUCGAAUAACUAAUCCAAUUUUAUUAUUAAGCAAUAUAUUAGAAUUAUUAGACAAGGGCACACCCCAGGUCAAUAUUCUCUCUUUAUUGUCGAAAAAUGUAAUGAAAUUAAUAAAGCGUAUAAUAAAUCAAUUAUAUACUGACGAACUUGUUGGUGUACAUUCAAAACUGAACGAUGAAUACAAUUUGGCUAAUAAUUUGAAAGAAAUCGGUAGCAAUUGGCCAAAUAGAAUGACUGAUAUAAAUGAUUGUAUUCCCUCAGAAAGGCUUUAUAAAAUGAAAUUAUUUCAUUUAGAAUUAUCAGGCGAUAUAGAUACUCUCAAAGACGUUUUAAUUUUACGUGUAUUUGCUGAAAGACGACGAAUGUCUUUGAUGAAGGAUGUUUACAGCGAAAAGAAAGUCAUGGAGAAUUUGAUUAAAAUACAUAAUGAUAUUAAAAUAAUCAGCAAAAUGGACAACAAACCUUUUAAAAGGAAUUCUCCAAGUCUUAAUCGUAAAAAGAACAAACACGGAUUUCUCCAAAAAGUGAAAAGAUUGUUGAAGAAAUCUAAACAAGGGAUUCGCGGAAUGUUAAAGAAGAAGAAGGCCACACCAGAUAUGAUCAAGGAAAUUGCCAAGAAACAGCUCGAUGAUAUUAUAACCAAGAAAAAGUUUUCAAAGUAUGAAGAACCAAUGUAUAGAUGGCAGGACAAUUUAAACAUUGUACCAAGAAACAAAAGGUCACCAAAUGGAUUCCAAAAUUUUAUGAAUCGUGUUAAAAAUAUAAUACCAGGUUUUCUGCACAAGAAGGUUAAACCAGCUGUAGAUUCCAAGAGAAGACAUAAAAAUGGAACCAGAAAUGUAACACGUCGUGUGAAAAAGCAUAGUCAUAAGACGAGCAAAAUGCCUGAGAAAAUCUAAGCACCACAACUGUGAAAACAAGGCAGAAGAAUCAAAUAAAACAUCAUUAAGUGUGAAGCAUUUCAAUUUAAUUUCAAUAAAGUACAAUUUUUCAUCGUU
Messenger RNA from Colias croceus (clouded yellow), 2564 nucleotides. RefSeq lists its product as uncharacterized. The record is from RefSeq and is a predicted model, not a curated record. Bases 102 to 2465 code for a protein of 787 amino acids. NCBI's taxonomy places the organism in Eukaryota, Metazoa, Arthropoda, Insecta, Lepidoptera, Pieridae. The transcript has 8 exons.